This is a messenger RNA of Paramuricea clavata, 30698 nucleotides long. NCBI's taxonomy places the organism in Eukaryota, Metazoa, Cnidaria, Anthozoa, Malacalcyonacea, Plexauridae. The record is from the annotation of a GenBank genome assembly.
ACAUUAACGAAUGUUCAAGUAAGCCAUGUCAUCACAAUGCUACAUGUACCGACAAUGAAGGUUCUUUUGAAUGUGAAUGUAAUGUUGGGUAUUCUGGAAAUGGAUUUAAUUGUUCUAGUAAGUAAAUCUUGUUCUAGUGAGUAAAUCUUUCAUUCCUAUGUCUAUAACUUUAUACCAUUCUUCGAGUCACUCACUGUUUGUUAUUCCUAUAAAUGUUUUAGACAUUAAUGAAUGCGCAAGAAAGCCAUGUCAUCACAAUGCAACAUGUACUGACAAUGAAAGUUCUUUUGUUUGUGAAUGUAAUGUUGGGUAUUCUGGAAAUGGAUUUAAUUGUUCUAGUAAGUAAAUCUUGUUCUGGUAAGUAAUCUUUCAUUCCUAUGCCUAAAACGUCAUACCAAUCUUCGAGUAACAUAUUGUUUGUGACUCGUAUAAUCUUUUUAGACAUUGAUGAAUGUCCAAGCAAGCCAUGUCAUCACAAUGCUACAUGUACUGGCAAUGAAAGUUCGUUUGUUUGUGAAUGUAAUAUUGGCUAUUCUGGAAAUGGAUUUAAUUGUUCUAGUAAGUAAAUUUUCUUCUAGUAACUUAAUCGUUCAUUCCCAUAUCAAAAACUUUAUACCAUUCUUCGAGUCACUUAUUGUUUGUUAUUUGCAUAACCUUUUUAGACAUCAAUGAAUGUUCAAGUAAGCCAUGUCAUCACAAUGCUACAUGUACCGACAAUGAAGGUUCUUUUGUUUGUGAAUGUAAUGUUGGGUAUUCUGGAAAUGGGUUUAAUUGUUCUGGUAAGUAAAUCUUGUUCUAGUAAGUAAAUCUUUCAUUCCUAUUUCUAAAACUUUAUACCAUUCUUCGAGUCAGUUAUUGUUUGUUACUUUGUUAUUUGUUAAAUCCUUUUAGAUAUUAAUGAAUGUUCAAGUAAGCCAUGUCAUCACAAUGCUACAUGUACUGACAAUGAAAGUUCUUUUGUUUGUGAAUGUAAUGUUGGGUAUUUUGGAAAUGGAUUUAAUUGUUCUAGUAAGUAAAUCGUGUUCUAGUAAGUAGGCCUAAAUGUUUCCUACCUAUGUUUAAACGCUUAUAGCAUUCUUCGAGUCACAUAUUGUUUGUUAUUUGUAUAAUCUUUUUAGACAUUAAUGAAUGUUCAAGCAAGCCAUGUCAUCACAAUGCUACCUGUAUUGACAAUGAAGCUUCUUUUGUUUGUGAAUGUAAUGUUGGGUAUUCUGGAAAUGGACUUAAUUGUUCUAGUAAGUAAAUCUUGUUCUAGUAAGUAAUUCUUUCAUUCCUAUUUCUAAAACUUUAUACCAUUCUUCGAGUCAUUUAUUGUUUGUUACUUUGUUAUUUGUAAAAUCUUUUUAGAUAUUAAUGAAUGUUCAAGUAAGCCAUGUCAUCACAAUGCUACAUGUACUGACAAUGAAAGUUCUUUUGUUUGUGAAUGUAAUGUUGGGUAUUUUGGAAAUGGAUUUAAUUGCUCUAGUAAGUAAAUCGUGUUCUAGUAAGUAGGCCUGAAGAUUUCCUACCUAUGUCUAAACGUUUAUAGCAUUCUUCGAGUCACUUAUUGUUUGUUAUUUGUAUAAUCUUUUUAGACAUUAAUGAAUGUUCAAGUAAGCCAUGUCAUCACAAUGCGACAUGUACUGACAAUGAAAGUUCUUUUGUUUGUGAAUGUAAUGUUGGGUAUUUUGGAAAUGGAUUUAAUUGUUCUAGUAAGUAAAUCGUGUUCUAGUAAGUAGGCCUAAAUGUUUCCUACCUAUGUUUAAACGCUUAUACCAUUCUUCGAGUCACUUAUUGUUUGUUAUUUGUAUAAUCGUUUUAGACAUUAAUGAAUGUUCAAGCAAGCCAUGUCAUCACAAUGCUACCUGUAUUGACAAUGAAGCUUCUUUUGUUUGUGAAUGUAAUGUUGGGUAUUCUGGAAAUGGACUUAAUUGUUCUAGUAAGUAAAUCUUGUUCUAGUAAGUAAUUCUUUCAUUCCUAUUUCUAAAACUUUAUACCAUUCUUCGAGUCAUUUAUUGCUUGUUACUUUGUUAUUUGUAAAAUCUUUUUAGAUAUUAAUGAAUGUUCAAGUAAGCCAUGUCAUCACAAUGCGACAUGUACUGACAAUGAAAGUUCUUUUGUUUGUGAAUGUAAUGUUGGGUAUUCUGGAAAUGGAUUUAAUUGUUCUAGUAAGUAAAUCUUGUUCUAGAAAGUAAAUAUUUCAUUCCUGUGUCUAAAACGUUAUACCAUUCUUCGAGUCACUUAUUGUUUGUUCCUUUGUUAUUUGUAAAAUCUUCUAAGACAUUAACGAAUGUUCAAGUAAGCCAUGUCAUCACAAUGCUACAUGUACCGACAAUGAAGGUUCCUUUGUAUGUGAAUGUAAUGUUGGGUAUUCUGGAAAUGGAUUUAAUUGUUCUAGUAAGUAAAUCUUGUUCUAGUAAGUAAAUCUUUCAUUCCUACGUCUAAAACUUUAUACCAUUCUUCGAGUCAUUUAUUGUUUGUUACUUUGUUAUUUGUAAAAUCUUCUCAGACAUUAACGAAUGUUCAAGUAAGCCAUGUCAUCACAAUGCUACAUGUACCGACAAUGAAGGUUCUUUUGAAUGUGAAUGUAAUGUUGGGUAUUCUGGAAAUGGAUUUAAUUGUUCUAGUAAGUAAAUCUUGUUCUAGUGAGUAAAUCUUUCAUUCCUAUGUCUAUAACUUUAUACCAUUCUUCGAGUCACUCACUGUUUGUUAUUCCUAUAAAUGUUUUAGACAUUAAUGAAUGCGCAAGAAAGCCAUGUCAUCACAAUGCAACAUGUACUGACAAUGAAAGUUCUUUUGUUUGUGAAUGUAAUGUUGGGUAUUCUGGAAAUGGAUUUAAUUGUUCUAGUAAGUAAAUCUUGUUCUGGUAAGUAAUCUUUCAUUCCUAUGCCUAAAACGUCAUACCAAUCUUCGAGUAACAUAUUGUUUGUGACUCGUAUAAUCUUUUUAGACAUUGAUGAAUGUCCAAGCAAGCCAUGUCAUCACAAUGCUACAUGUACUGGCAAUGAAAGUUCGUUUGUUUGUGAAUGUAAUAUUGGCUAUUCUGGAAAUGGAUUUAAUUGUUCUAGUAAGUAAAUUUUCUUCUAGUAACUUAAUCGUUCAUUCCCAUAUCAAAAACUUUAUACCAUUCUUCGAGUCACUUAUUGUUUGUUAUUUGCAUAACCUUUUUAGACAUCAAUGAAUGUUCAAGUAAGCCAUGUCAUCACAAUGCUACAUGUACCGACAAUGAAGGUUCUUUUGUUUGUGAAUGUAAUGUUGGGUAUUCUGGAAAUGGGUUUAAUUGUUCUGGUAAGUAAAUCUUGUUCUAGUAAGUAAAUCUUUCAUUCCUAUUUCUAAAACUUUAUACCAUUCUUCGAGUCAGUUAUUGUUUGUUACUUUGUUAUUUGUUAAAUCCUUUUAGAUAUUAAUGAAUGUUCAAGUAAGCCAUGUCAUCACAAUGCUACAUGUACUGACAAUGAAAGUUCUUUUGUUUGUGAAUGUAAUGUUGGGUAUUUUGGAAAUGGAUUUAAUUGUUCUAGUAAGUAAAUCGUGUUCUAGUAAGUAGGCCUAAAUGUUUCCUACCUAUGUUUAAACGCUUAUAGCAUUCUUCGAGUCACAUAUUGUUUGUUAUUUGUAUAAUCUUUUUAGACAUUAAUGAAUGUUCAAGCAAGCCAUGUCAUCACAAUGCUACCUGUAUUGACAAUGAAGCUUCUUUUGUUUGUGAAUGUAAUGUUGGGUAUUCUGGAAAUGGACUUAAUUGUUCUAGUAAGUAAAUCUUGUUCUAGUAAGUAAUUCUUCAUUCCUAUUUCUAAAACUUUAUACCAUUCUUCGAGUCAUUUAUUGUUUGUUACUUUGUUAUUUGUAAAAUCUUUUUAGAUAUUAAUGAAUGUUCAAGUAAGCCAUGUCAUCACAAUGCUACAUGUACUGACAAUGAAAGUUCUUUUGUUUGUGAAUGUAAUGUUGGGUAUUUUGGAAAUGGAUUUAAUUGUUCUAGUAAGUAAAUCGUGUUCUAGUAAGUAGGCCUAAAUAUUUCCUACCUAUGUCUAAACGUUUAUAGCAUUCUUCGAGUCACUUAUUGUUUGUUAUUUGUAUAAUCUUUUUAGACAUUAAUGAAUGUUCAAGUAAGCCAUGUCAUCACAAUGCGACAUGUACUGACAAUGAAAGUUCUUUUGUUUGUGAAUGUAAUGUUGGGUAUUUUGGAAAUGGAUUUAAUUGUUCUAGUAAGUAAAUCGUGUUCUAGUAAGUAGGCCUAAAUGUUUCCUACCUAUGUCUAAACGCUUAUACCAUUCUUCGAGUCACUUAUUGUUUGUUAUUUGUAUAAUCUUUUUAGACAUUAAUGAAUGUUCAAGCAAGCCAUGUCAUCACAAUGCUACAUGUAUUGACAAUGAAGCUUCUUUUGUUUGUGAAUGUAAUUUUGGGUAUUCUGGAAAUGGAAUUAAUUGUUCUAGUAAGUAAAUCGUGAUCUAGUAAGUAAAUCGUUCAUUCCUAUCUCUAAAAUUUUAUACCAUUCUUCGAGUCACUUAUUGUUUGUUAUUUGUAUAAUCUUUUUAGACAUUAAUGAAUGUUCAAGCAAGCCAUGUCAUCACGAUGCUACCUGUAUUGACAAUGAAGGUUCUUUUGUUUGUGAAUGUAAUGUUGGGUAUUCUGGAAAUGGAUUUAAUUGUUCUAGUAAGUAAAUGUUUUCUUCCUAUAUAUAAACGUUUAUACCAUUCUUCGAGUCACUUAUUGUUUGUUAUUUGCAUAAUCUUUUUAGACAUUAAUGAAUGUUCAAGCAAGCCAUGUCAUCACAAUGCUACCUGUAUUGACAAUGAAGGUUUUUUUGUUUGUGAAUGUAAUGUUGGGUAUUCUGGAAAUGGACUUAAUUGUUCUAGUAAGUAAAUCUUGUUCUAGUAAGUAAAUCUUUCAUUCCUAUGUCUAAAACUUUAUACCAUUCUUCUAGUCACUUAUUGUUUGUUACUUUCUUAUUUGUAAAAUCUUUUUAGACAUUAAUGAAUGUUCAAGCAAGCCAUGUCAUCACAAUGCUACAUGUACCGACAAUGAAAGUUCCUUUGUUUGUGAAUGUAAUGUUGGGUAUUCUGGAAAUGGAUUUAAUUGUUCUAGUAAGUAAAUGUUUCCUUCCUAUGUCUAAACGUUUAUACCAUUCUUCGAGUCACUUAUUGGUUGUUAUUUGUAUAAUUUUUUUAGACAUUAAUGAAUGUUCAAGCAAGCCAUGUCAUCACAAUGCUACCUGUAUUGACAAUGAAGGUUCUUUUGUUUGUGAAUGUAAUGUUGGGUAUUCUGGAAAUGGAUUUAAUUGUUCUAGUAAGUAAAUCUUGUUCUGCUCAGUAAAUUUGUCAUUCCUAUUUCUAUCACAAGUGGUGUGCCACAAGGAUCAGUUUUAGGUCCUGUAUUAUUUCUCUUAUACAUAAAUGAUAUUCAAUAUUGUAGUAAAUUGGUUUCAAUUAUAUUAUUUGCCGAUGACACUAACGUACUGUAUAGCGAUGUUUGUCUCAAAACUUUAAACGAAGCUAUUCAAGUUGAAAUGAACAAAAUUACAGAUUGGUUGAAUGUUAAUAAAUUAUCUAUAAACACUGCGAAAACCAAGCUGAUCCUUUUCAGAUCAAAAACUAAGAAACCUAAAUGUGACUUAAGAAUUUCUAUAAAUAGCGAAACUAUAAAACAAGUAAAAAAAAACUACGUUUUUAGGGAUUGUUAUAGAUGAAUUUUUAUCAUGGUGCGAUCAUAUAGAUCUUAGUUAAAAAAAAAUUAUCAAAUGUACAGCUAUUAUAUCCAGAAUACGACAUUUUAUAAACCUAAAUUCCUUAAAACUGAUCUAUUACGCAUUGGUCUAUCCAUGUCUUAUAUACUGUAAUUUAGUUUGCGGUAACGCUUACAAAUCCCACAUUAAAAAAUUAGUAAAUAUCCAGAAAAAGAUAGUAAGAUUAAUGACCUUCAAAUCCUUUUUGGCCAUACUGAAGCAAUUUUUAAUGACCUUAAAAUACUAAACUUGUAUAAAUUGAAUGAUUUCUUAACAAGUCUAUUUAUGUUCCGAUAUUUCCAUCUACAAAAUCUUCCAGAAAUUUUUGAUAAAUAUUUUUUAACUAACAAAGAAAUCCAUAAUUACAACACAAGAAACGCAUCAUUGCUCCACAAAAGUUGUACUAUACAACAAAUUAUAAAAAACACACGCUCGGUAAUAACGGCAUCGAUGUGUGGAAUAAUCUUCCGACGCAAUAUAAGCAAAUUAGAUCUCUUCCAAUAUUUAAAUCUACAAUUAAAAUAUAUUUUCUUCUGUCAAAUUUAAAUAAGUAGAAUUCUUGGCACAAAGUGAAAAGCCAAAUAGUUGUUAUAGUCUGAUAUAUCUUUUACGCACUUUCCUUAUUGUAAAUAUAUCACCGUAAUUCCUUUGAAAACAAUUGGACUGGUAUUAACUUUUAAUAUUAUAUUAUUUGAAUUGUAACUAGGGACCUUAAACAAAAGCCUUAUGGUUUCUAGAAGGUUCCCAGCCCUACUAUUGUAAAUAUUUUCUAUUUAAAUUGUUAAUUUUAUAAACUGAUUUGCGCGAAUAUAUUAAAUAAAAAAACAACAAAAAAAACAAACUUUAUACCAUUCUUCGUGUCACUUAUUGUUUGUUACUUUGUUAUUUGUAAAAUCUUUUUAGACAUUAAUCAAUGUUCAAGCAAGCCAUGUCAUCACAAUGCUACAUGUACUCACAAUGAAAGUUCUUUUGUUUGUGAAUGUAAUUUUGGGUAUUCUGGAAAUGGAAUUAAUUGUUCUAGUAAGUAAAUCUUGAUCUAGUAAGUAAAUCGUUUAUUCCUAUCUCUAAAAUUUUAUACCAUUCUUCGAGUAACUUAUUGUUUGUUAUUUGUAUAAUCUUUUUAGACAUUAAUGAAUGUUCAAGCAAGCCAUGUCAUCACAAUGCCACCUGUAUUGACAAUGAAGGUUCUUUUGUUUGUGAAUGUAAUGUUGGGUAUUCUGGAAAUGGACUUAAUUGUUCUAGUAAGUAAAUUCUUCAUUCCUAGGUAUGUCUAAAACUUAUACCAUUCUUCGAGUCACUUAUUGUUUGUUACUUUGUUAUUUGUAAAAUCUUUUCAGACAUUAAUGAAUGUUCAAGUAAGCCAUGUCAUCACAAUGCUACAUGUAUUGACAAUGAAAGUUCUUUUGUUUGUGAAUGUAAUGUUGGGUAUUCUGGAAAUGGAUUUAAUUGUUCUAGUAAGUAAAUGUUUCCUUCCUAUAUAUAAACGUUUAUACCAUUCUUCGUGUCACUUAUUGUUUGUUAUUUGUAUAAUCUUUUAGACAUUAAUGAUUGUUCAAGCAAGCCAUGUCAUCAGAAUGCUACAUGUACUGACAAUGAAGCUUCUUUUGUAUGUGAGUGUAAGGUUGGGUAUUCUGGAAAUGGAUUUAAUUGUUCUAGUAAGUAAAUCUUGUUGUAGUAUGUAUAUCUUUCAUUCCUAUGUCUAAAACUUUAUACCAUUCUUCGAGUCACUUAUUGUUUGUUACUUUGUUAUUUGUAAAAUCUUUUCAGACAUUAAUGAAUGUUCAAGUAAGCCAUGUCAUCACAAUGCUACAUGUAUUGACAAUGAAAGUUCUUUUGUUUGUGAAUGUAAUGUUGGGUAUUCUGGAAAUGGAUUUAAUUGUUCUAGUAAGUAAAUGUUUCCUUCCUAUAUAUAAACGUUUAUACCAUUCUUCGAGUCACUUAUUGUUUGUUAUUUGUAAAAUCUGUUUAGACGUUAAUGAAUGUUCAAGUAAGCCAUGUCAUCACAAUGCUACAUGUACUGACAAUGAAGCUUCUUUUGUAUGUGAAUGUAAGGUUGGGUAUUCUGGAAAUGGAUUUAAUUGUUCUAGUAAGUAAAUCUUGUUGUAGUAUGUAUAUCUUUCAUUUCUACGUCUAAAACGUUAUAUCACUCCUCGAGACACUUAUUGUUUGUUAUUUGUGUAAUCGUUUUAGACAUUAAUGAAUGUUCAAGCAAGCCAUGUCAUCGUAAUGCUACAUGUACUGACAAUGAAGCUUCUUUUGUAUGUGAAUGUAAAGUUGGGUAUUCUGGAAAUGGAAUUAAUUGUUCUAGUAAGUAAAUGUUUCCUUCCUAUAUAUGAACGUUUAUACCAUUCUUCGUGUCACUUAUUGUUGGUUAUUUGUAUAAUCUUUUUAGACAUUAAUGAAUGUUCAAACACGCCAUGUCAUCACAAUGCUACAUGUACUGACAACGAAGCUUCUUUUUUAUGUGAAUGUAAUGUUGGGUAUUCUGGAAAUGGAUUUAAUUGUUCUAGUAAGUAAAUCUUGUUCCACUAAGGAAAUCUUUCAUUCCUAUUUCUAAAACUUUAUACCAUUCUUCGAAUCACUUAUUGUUUGUUAUUUGUGUAAUCGUUUUAGACAUUAAUGAAUGUUCAAGCAAGCCAUGUCAUCAUAAUGCUACAUGUACUGACAAUGAAGCUUCUUUUGUAUGUGAAUGUAAUGUUGGGUAUUCUGGAAAUGGAAUUAAUUGUUCUAGUAAGUAAAUGUUUCCUUCCUAUAUAUGAACGUUUAUACCAUUCUUCGUGUCACUUAUUGUUGGUUAUUUGUAAAAUCUUUUUAGACAUUAAUGAAUGUUCAAGUAAGCCAUGUCAUCACAAUGCUACAUGUACUGACAAUGAAACUUUAUUUGUUUGUGAAUGUAAUGUUGGGUAUUCUGGAAAUGGAUUUAAUUGUUCUAGUAAGUAAAUCUUGUUCAUGUAAGUAAAUCUUUCAUUCCUAUGUCUAAAACUUUAUACCAUUCUUCGAGUCGCUUAUUGUUUGCUAUUUGUAUUAUAUUUUUAGACAUUAAUGAAUGUUCAAGUAAGCCAUGUCAUCACAAUGCUACCUGUAUUGACAAUGAAGGUUCUUUUGUUUGUGAAUGUAAUGUUGGGUAUUCUGCAAAUGGACUUAAUUGUUCUAGUAAGUAAAUCUUGUUCAUGUAAGUAAAUCUUUCAUUCCUAUGUCUAAAACUUUAUACCAUUCUUCGAGUCACUUAUUGUUUGUUAUUUGUAUAAUCUUAGACAUUAAUGAAUGUUCAAGCAUGCCAUGUCAUCACAAUGCUACCUGUAUUGACAAUGAAGGUUCUUUUGUUUGUGAAUGUAAUGUUGGGUAUUCUGGAAAUGGACUUAAUUGUUCUAGUAAGUAAAUCUUGUUCUAGUAAGUAAAUCUUUCAUUCCUAUGUCUAAAACUUUAUACCAUUCUUCGAGUAACUUCUUGUUUGUUACUUUGUUAUUGGUAAAAUCUUUUUAGACAUUAAUGAAUGUUCAAGCAAGCCAUGUCAUCACAAUGCUACAUGUACUGACAAUGAAGCUUCUUUUGUAUGUGAAUGUAAUGUUGGGUAUUCUGGAAAUGGAAUUAAUUGUUCUAGUAAGUAAAAGUUUCCUUCCUAUAUAUGAACGUUUAUACCAUUCUUCGUGUCACUUAUUGUUGGUUAUUUGUAUAAUCUUUUUAGACAUUAAUGAAUGUUCAAACAAGCCAUGUCAUCACAAUGCUACAUGUGCUGACAAUGAAGCUUCUUUUGUAUGUGAAUGUAAUGUUGGGUAUUCUGGAAAUGGACUUAAUUGUUCUAGUAAGUAAAUCUUGUUCCACUAAGGAAAUCUUUCAUUCCUAUUUCUCAAACUUUAUUCCAUUCUUCGAAUCACUUAUUGUUUGUUAUUUGUGUAAUCGUUUUAGACAUUAAUGAAUGUUCAAGCAAGCCAUGUCAUCAUAAUGCUACAUGUACUGACAAUGAAGCUUCUUUUGUAUGUGAAUGUAAUGUUGGGUAUUCUGGAAAUGGAAUUAAUUGUUCUAGUAAGUAAAUCUUGUUCUAGUAAGUAAGUCUUUCAUUCCUAUGUCUAAAACUUUAUACCAAAUUUCGAGUCACUUCUUGUUUGUUACUUUGUUAUUUGUAAAAUCUUUUUAGACAUUAAUGAAUGUUCAAGCAAGCCAUGUCAUCACAAUGCUACAUGUAGUGACAAUGAAGCUUCUUUUGUAUGUGAAUGUAAUGUUGGGUAUUCUGGAAAUGGAAUUAAUUGUUCUAGUAAGUAAAUCUUGUUCUAGUAAGUAAGUCUUUCAUUCCUAUGUCUAAAACUUUAUACCAUUUUUCGAGUCACUUCUUGUUUGUUACUUUGUUAUUUGUAAAAUCUUUUUAGACAUUAAUGAAUGUUCAAGCAAGCCAUGUCAUCACAAUGCUACAUGUAGUGACAAUGAAGCUUCUUUUGUAUGUGAAUGUAAUGUUGGGUAUUCUGGAAAUGGAAUUAAUUGUUCUAGUAAGUAAAUGUUUCCUUCCUAUAUAUGAACGUUUAUACCAUUCUUUGUGUCACUUGUUGUUGGUUAUUUGGAUAAUCUUUUUAGACAUUAAUGAAUGUUCAAACACGCCAUGUCAUCACAAUGCUACAUGUACUGACAACGAAGCUUCUUUUUUAUGUGAAUGUAAUGUUGGGUAUUCUGGAAAUGGAUUUAAUUGUUCUAGUAAGUAAAUCUUGUUCCACUAAGGAAAUCUUUCAUUCCUAUUUCUAAAACUUUAUACCAUUCUUCGAAUCACUUAUUGAUUGUUAUUUGUGUAAUCGUUUUAGACAUUAAUGAAUGUUCAAGCAAGCCAUGUCAUCAUAAUGCUACAUGUACUGACAAUGAAGCUUCUUUUGUAUGUGAAUGUAAUGUUGGGUAUUCUGGAAAUGGAAUUAAUUGUUCUAGUAAGUAAAUGUUUCCUUCCUAUAUAUGAACGUUUAUACCAUUCUUCGUGUCACUUAUUGUUGGUUAUUUGUAAAAUCGUUUUAGACAUUAAUGAAUGUUCAAGCAAGCCAUGUCAUCACAAUGCUACAUGUACUGACAAUGAAACUUCUUUUGUUUGUGAAUGUAAUGGUGGGUAUUCUGGAAAUGGACUUAAUUGUUCUAGUAAGUAAAUCUUGUUCUAGUAAGUAAAUCUUUCAUUCCUAUGUCUAAAACUUUAUACCAUUCUUCGAGUCACUUAUUGUUUGUUAUUUGUAUUAUCUUUUUAGACAUUAAUGAAUGUUCAAGCAAGCCAUGUCAUCACAAUGCUACCUGUAUUGACAAUGAAGGUUCUUUUGUUUGUGAAUGUAAUGUUGGGUAUUCUGGAAAUGGAUUUAAUUGUUCUAGUAAGUAAAUGUUUCCUUCCUAUAUAUAAACGUUUAUACCAUUCUUCGUGUCACUUAUUGUUUGUUAUUUGUAUAAUCUUAGACAUUAAUGAAUGUUCAAGCAUGCCAUGUCAUCACAAUGCUACAUGUACUGAGAAUGAAGCUUCUUUUGUAUGUGAAUGUAAUGUUGGGUAUUCUGGAAAUGGAUUUAAUUGUUCUAGUAAGUAAAUCUUGUUCUAGUAAGUAAAUCUUUCAUUCCUAUGUCUAAAACGUUAUACCAUUCUUCGAGUCACUUCUUGUUUGUUACUUUGUUAUUUUUAAAAUCUUUUUAGACAUUAAUGAAUGUUCAAGCAAGCCAUGUCAUCACAAUGCUACAUGUACUGACAAUGAAGCUUCUUUUGUAUGUGAAUGUAAUGUUGGGUAUUCUGGAAAUGGAUUUAAUUGUUCUGGUACGUAAAUCUUUCAUUCUUGUGUCUAAAAUAUUUUUUUUUAUCGAUGACUUAUUGGUUGUUAUUUAUAUAAUUAUUGGUGAUCAUUAAUGUAUUUUGCAUCAUAUAGCGCUCACUUAAAGAAGCAAAAAAACUAAUCAAACACUGUUUUUAAUCCGGUCCCUCUAAGGGCUGUCAUCUUCGAUUUAUUCAUCCAGAAUGUGUAUUAUGUCGCUCUGGCUCUGGCUGGGUGGAAUUUUGCAACCACUCUCUGUGCAAUUGACAUUAAAUAACUCAUUAUUAUUUUCAUCAUUAUUAUUUGUUGAAAGCUAGAAGUAACGAAUAUUAUUUUUUAGAUAUAAACGAUUGCAGCAGCUUAGGCGUUUGUCCUGAGAACAGUCACUGUGUUAACAUUCCAGGCAGUUACACAUGUAGUUGUGAUGUUGGAUAUAGUGGUUCUACGCAAUGUACAAGUAAGUAUAUUUUCUUAAGAUAGACACCUACUCUGUUGGUAAGUUUCUCUAAGUGAAUCUGCGCAUGUCAGAUCGUGCCGAACUCUAACCCCUGGUUUCUAUUUUGGUCGUAUAACUGUCUUGGUCGAGGUCAAGUUAUAUUCGAGGAUGUGAAUUAACCUAGAUUUAUUUUGUCUUUGAUGUGCUUUGCGCAAAUCUGUCUUGAUUGACUGUAGAAAUAUAUCGACACUCUAUUACAGCAGUCACCUUGAUUAGCAAUAAGUAAAUUAAACUGUAAUCGCUUAAGUGCGCGCUCCAUUUUCCAUUUCUUAUUUCAUUGUGUUUUAUAUUUUGUGUGUGUUACCUGCUUGCUCACCCAUCAUACUUUUUCGUCUUUUCUUUAUUUAGGGCUGGCAGACGCAUUUAUUUCCAUGACAUUCAUACUUAAAGAUAGAGAAUUUACGAACUCACUAAACGAUCCAAACUCUGACGAUUAUGGGACGCUUGCUAGACAACUCAUAAAUAAUGUAAGUCUCACAAUUGUGAUGGAAUCGAUUUUUAAGAUAAAGUAAACAACUUCAUAGUGGAUAGCUUUAUCAGAAAUUGUUCUCCCUGGGUGGUCAAAUAAUAACGGUCAUUCCCGUGUUGGUUCAGAGAUUUUACCGCAGAAGAAAACCUCAGAAAGCUGUUUUCCCAUGAGGUGCAGUAAUGUGGCAACCCUUAUUCAUUGUUUCUAAAGGAAGUCUUUCUGGAGAGUUUCGCGCCCCCUAAAUGCUCCUCUUUUGAGAGGAACAUACUUUAGAAAUCAAACAAAAGUGCCCUAAACUCUGUGCUAUCCAUUCUGGUUAAAUCUUUAGUAAAAUAAUUUUGUCGCAUCUAUUUUAAGUCCAUUUGACUUUAUCUUUAUAGUUUGAUAAGAUAUUUUCCAAUGUUCCAGAAUAUCGUGGUGUCAAUAUCAUUCAAUUUCGGUCAGUUCAUAGUUGCGUAUAUUUAAUUUGAAGGGAUAAUGUGGUGAUUUUAAAUAGUUACAUUAGUUGCAAGUUAUAAUUAAGUUCUAACCAAAAUAUUGUAUUCAUUCUGAAAAGAUCUGGAAGUGUGAUUUGUGAUGCAGAAAUGGUCUUGGUUCCAGAUGCUGAAAACGAAAUUAUUAAAGUUUUGGAGGGCGUUAAUACAACUGGCGCCCUUGGUAACUUUUCUGUUGUACUUGGUUCAUUGACUACAACUGCUGAUAUACCAGGUAAUUUGAGAAUACUGGAUAACCUAGGAUAACCCUGAUGAUAGUGAAGUAAACCCAAGUGUUUAUGGUUCGUAUACAGACUAGCAAUGCUCAAACGAAGGGUCUAAAUGUCGGAAUAGGUGGACUUUUGUAAGCAUUGUUACGGGAUAGCAAGUGAGUUCAACUUCAAAACUGUUCACAUAAUUGACAGCAAAUUAUAAACUUCAUCACUACAUUUCUUAUGAACAUCAUCACUGAUGCACCAUAGUGCCUAGUAAAAGCCACCUACGUACUCUCCCCCAACAGAGUUUUCUCAAACAACCAUCCAGGUAAUCAACUCAUGCUCUGUUUACGUUUAGCAUUUACAGAUAUUCAAUUGGUCCCACAGUACAGUGGAUACGCUGGAGACAUGUUGGAGAUAACAUGUACUGUUACUGGACCGUCUCUUCCGAGCUUUGAGUGGAGGAAUAAUAGCAUGAUUUUGUCCUUAUCAACAAGAGUAAAGAUUGAAAACAACAAUCAAGUUUCAAAACUUUCUGUCCGUAAAACUGCGAAACCUGACUCUGGCAAUUACUAUUGUAUAGCCAGGUAAGUGCGUUUGAGAAUAAUAAUUCGUCCAUGAACUACAUCGAUACGUUGAUGGAAUUGCUUCAGAUCAUUUUUCUGUUACAUCUGGUGUCUCACACGACAGCGCACUAGGCCCUACCAUCCAAUAUUACAGUCCUACAGGAUUACGCAGAGUAAACCUGCAAUGUUUGAUGACUUCAAGCUAGAAGCACUCUUCUUCACAUGUGCGGCUGAGGCCUAAUCAGACAACUACAUUUUGCAGAAAUCCAACCCUGCAUGGUGACAGAACUGGAAGAAAACGCGUACCGACCAUUGUGUCACUAAACUCCAAAACGCCACGCCCGUGGUCAUGUUUUCGUAAAGUCCCACAUGGUGUUUCCUUUUAUUUUAGUAAAGGGAUAGACACAAUCAACAGUAGUGUACCUGUAGAAGUUAAAGUUAUUCCAGUUGUUGCAGUUUCUCCGUUAUCUGUUUCUGCUACUGAAGGUAAUGCGUGCAUCCCUUAGGAUCUAUUAGCAAGAGUAUGCACAGAAGAGGUGACUAAUUCCGCUCGGCUAUUUACACCCGGAGAAAGGAAAGUAUUAGCGAAGUCAAAAGGUUACCAAUAAUCGCGAGCGCAUGGCUAUGCGGGUGAUCAUCUCACUGAUCUGAACAAUAUAGAUGUUUGCCAGGAGUGAAGGAAGUAAAGAUUUAAAAACCAUGCAUGGCAGAAUGCUUGGACAUAUUUUCACACAAUGAAUUUAAAUCAGCUUUUUCAAAUUUUAAAGAACGAUAAGUUCUUUAAUUGGAUCAUUUAUUUUUGCUGUUUGAACAAAAAAUUAAGAAAACAAUUAUUGUGUUGCCAUGGCUAACAUGACACGAGCAACGCGAACCUGCGUUCCGUAUUGGCAUAAUUAGAACACUUCAUGACACAUAUUUCUAGUGUAAGCAUAUAAUGGAACAAGAGUAACCAAGCAUUUAAUUAAAUUACCCUAAUCGUAUGUUUAUGUCCGUUGCCACCAACACAUUAGUCCAGUUCUGGCCCCUGACCGCGCUCCUCCCACGCGGAGAAGGGUCCAGGGAAAACUGCAUGCGCAUGCUCUCAUGCGCAGUACCGAUUACCAGCUUUUCCUGGUAAUCGGAACUGCGCAUGUUUUGAUUUGCAAAAUAUAGUAAUAUGGCGGCAGAGAAGUAUCGAAAGUUAUUUCCUUAUUACGAGUAUAAUUAAGCUUGCAAGUGAUGAACCAGGCGGGAAUCGUAAUCGUAGUAUAAAGAUUAAUGCCCAGCAUAACGUACGCAAAAGAGUACGUUACGUACGUUGCGUACGUUAUGCUGGGCAUUAAUCUUUAUACUACGAUUACGAGUAUAAGCUGUAUAAUUUCACAGAGGCCGUAAGUUAUGCAGUUACUGCCUGUAAUUUAAAUUUCAUUUUACAGAAGGAACAAAUUAUGCAAGCAGCAAGCGUUAUACGAGUAUACAAGGGGUAGAGAUGUUGUUAUAAACUUGCAGACUGGUUACGGAAAAAGUAUUUGCUACUCUUUAUGUCCCUUAAUAAUUUGUGACAGUUUAUGUGGUGUUACUUCCAAGGAACAGAGAAGUUCGGUUCACAAUCCAUAUGCCUAGCAUUCUCGCACGUUACAUCCGACUCUAGUUAAAUAUAUCUAUCGAUAGAAGUCGACGUCGUGCUAUCUGUUUCAAAAGUCAACUUUUUAAUUAACCUUUUGACUUACUCGAAAAAACUGAGUUCAUCAAUAGGAUCAAUACAUCGUCUAACUUCAAAUGAAAAUAGCCCAAUACUAUUAAACAUUGGGGCAAAGUAAUAUCAAACGCGUUUUUGAAAAAAAGUCAAUUGGCAUGAUCCUACCGGGUGGCCCAAAAAAAAGUACUCCUGUUUGAUUCGUAAUAACAUCUAAACAAGUAUAGCUUUUAAAGAGAAAUAACUUGCAUCAAAUAGAGGAAGGACUAACUUAGACUUUGAUAUAUUACAGUUGUAUUUCACUUAAAAAUUCACGGAGAUAUUAAUCUUUAAAUUCGGGAGGAUAUUUCUGGAUGUGUCUGAAAUAUGCAAAAAUCGGCGUAUCAAAUAUUAAUCAAGAUUUGCCCGACUGAAACAUGCACUAUUACCAGUAAAUAAAUGACACUUGACAAAUUGUUUAUUAUGAAACAAAGUAUUAUUAUAUCUAUUAAUCCUGCUCUAACCGAGAAAUAAUCAACUUUGUUUUGAACGCAUGAAAAACAUAAAAAAAUAGGUUAUUUAAGAAAAAUUGAAGCGCCUGCCUUGCAUGGUCUUUCAGUACCUUGAGUUUGCAAAGACCUAUUAAAUACUUACAUAAUUUCGAACGUUCAUAUUUCAGGAAACAAUAAGUUAAGACUUACAUGUAAGAUGUCUAAAUCUACGCCAUAUCCCUUACAAACCCUAACGACAAUUCGCUGAAAUACAAUUUACCCUGAUAUGUCAUUAAGCAAACAAACGCUGGAGGUAAAAUUUGAUACGCCGAUUUUCGCUAAUUUUAGACACAUCCCAAAAUAUGCUCCCGAUUUUGAACAUUAAUAUCUCCGUGAAUUUUUAAGUAAAAUACAACUGUAACAUAUCAAAAUCUAAGUUAGUCCUUCCUCUAUUUAAUGCAAGUUAUUUCUGUUUGAUAGCUUUACUUGUUUAGAAGUUAUUAUAAAUCAAACAGGAGUACUUUUUUUUGGGCCACCCGGUAGAUGAGCAAUUGAAGUGGGACAAACAUAAUGAUGCACAAUGCAAAGUAAUUUCAAAUAAGAUGGCCCUUUUGAAAAGGGCAAGAUCGUUUGUUCCCAGAAAAACUUUAAUAGAAAUGUACAAUGCCUUGGUGUGGCCACACUUCAAUUACUGUUCAACAACUGGAACGAUGGGUCUUGCUCGAUAAUUGAUAAAUUAUUUAAAUUACAAAAGAGAGCUGCGCGUGUGAUAACUGGGGACACGUACGAUGUUCGUUCGACACAAAUACUAAAUAAUCUUACAGUAAUUGGCUUCCAAUUGAGAAACUUUUUAAAAAACGAGAAGUAAUAAUGACUUUCAGGACAUUAACUGGUCGAUUACCUCAAUAUCUUGUAAAACUGUUUACAAGAUGCAUAAACAACAAUUACAAUCCAAGAAAUAACAAACCAAAUUGGCGCUUCCAAAACCUAAGACAAAUUUCCUCAAAAGGAGCUUCUCGUACAGAGCUGCGAAAUCGUGGAACGAACUUUAAAGUGAAACCAUCGAAAAUCACAAUGAACUACCAAUCUUAUAGUUUAAACGGCGAUUAUAUAAUUAGGUAUAAAAUUGAUGCAAAUAUUUAUACUGAUAGCAUACUUUGUAAAUAGUCUUUUGUUUAUAUGUUUAUACUGUAUAUAUUUUGUGUUUCAUAGCUUAGUAUAUUGAUAGAUACACGGCCCUUUGAAACCAGUUUUGUAAAUAAUUAUCCACUGAAUAGGCUACCGUAUGUAAAGUAUUUUAAUUAAAGAUUACUUGUCAGACGCUGUCGACUUUCGCUGCCUCUGUCCCGCCUUUGGCAGUGUCGUUGGCUUUCGAAUUAGAAUAAACGCAGCUCUUUUUACGUUUAGAAUUAGGUGACUGUCCCCUGUUGGUUUAUGGAGACGUUUUAUUUUGCCUUGGUUUACAUGAAUAAAGGUCUCUCUUGUAUCAUUUAUCUUCUUUAUCAACGUUUCCAGCUUUGAUUUGCAGUUUCUGCGGCAAUAUAGAAUUCGUCGAUCCGUCUCCUCGACAUCAAUGGCGCAGUAAGCUUGAAAAUCAUUUCCUAGUUUGGUUUUUCCUUUUGUGUUCGAAAGCACAGUUCUCCUUGUUGGAAGUGUAGUACUGCCACAGAUUUUGCAGCCUUCAAUUUCUUUAUUUACAGCUUUUAUUGGUGUCAAUACAACUUUGUUCUCCAUUGGCAUUACAGUAUAAAUGCAUGCGUUGUUUUAAUACGUACGUAUACUUGUAAUAUUCACACGGCCCAAUCAUAGAUUCUAUUUCCGUCUAUGAUUUCCGUCUUGGGCGGGGCAAGAACUGGCUUUCUGUGAUUGGUUUAAUGAGAGCAUGCUCAUGCAGUUUUCCCUAGACCCUUCUCCGCGUGGGAGGAGCGCGGUCAGGGGCCAGAACUGGACUACCAACACAUUUGCAGAUACCCGCCAUGCCUAGUUCCCACUGUUCUCAUGAUGGAAGCACACAACGGAACGAAACUAACCAAGCAUUUAGGGACGGACCAUUAGAAAAGUGAUGGGGGGGGGGGGGCAAAAUCAAAAAAAAAUUAUUCUUAGAAAAAAAUUAGGGAAAAAAAAUCUUCCCAGGCAUAGUGCAAAAAAAAAAUCCUUGUUUGGAAGAUAGGCCUAUAAAUUUCACUAAAAAAAUAUUUCCAGCCAUCAAGUGAGAAAAAUAAAAUAUUUCUUCCAUAGGUGUACAAAGAAAAAUUAUUGCCUCUUAGAAAAUCCCCCCAUCACUUUUCUAAUGGUCCGCCCCUUAAAUUAUAAAUGUGAGAGGAGUGAGUGGAGACGGCAGUAAACACUCGUUAGUUUCAUUCGUUCAUUAGAUUUAUUAAACGAAUGCUGUUAGCCCCUGUCAUUUUUUCUUCGAAUAAUUCGAAUACCCAAUUUCUUACAUUUUUCCUCAAUUAUUUCUUCAUUCAGGUGAUCCAAUAACCUUAACAUGUGAGGUUUCUGUUGACAAUGAGGGAUUUAUCGAAUUUUUCUGGUACAACUCCAAACAGUCUGGUGUUGUUGGUCAAACUAAACAACUAGAUUUAUCCAAUAUUGAACUGUCUGAUAGUGAUCAGAGUUACAAGGCAGAAUAUUGGUGUUUGGCUAAGAACUCGGACGGUACGGGACGAAGCCAGAACGUUCCAGUGCAUAUAUUAUCAUCAGGUAAAACUAUGUUUUUCUAAUUAUUGAUAUUAUUGGGUUCGGCUAGCAUUAUGGGGCAGAAGAUGGUGUGGUCAGCUUGUGGAAAUGUCGACACCUUAUACAAGCAAAUUAGACUACGUCUCUCAAUUCUAUUUAUUUACCACCCGAAACAACACUACUAUAUAUGUAUUGAAAAUAAUGAACAAUAUUUUCUCACGAUAGUGCUUAGUAAAACCCACCUCCGCUGUGGAAGAUUCUGAUAAUCUGGAAGAAAAGGCUGUACAGUAAUUUAAUCUUCAAUCGUUAUAUUAGCCGCUUAAUUUAUGUUAUUAUAAUUAAUUGUAAUUAAGUUUACAUUCAUUCAUGUAUUUGUAUUGUUAAUUUUUUUGUCGUAGCUUUAGACGUAAAUGCACGUUCGAACGGGCAUUACUGGCUUUGUUGAAAUAAACAAUUUACUUACCUACUUACUUCCAUAGAUAUCUUAUAUAUAUACACUAGAUAGCGCAUUUCGUUUAGUAAAAUUGAAGCCAAGAAUAUUCCAGCGGUUACCCCCAUUUGAAUAGAUGGUGGCCAUGUUGGAGUUUCCCACUCGCAAAUAAACGCUUAAAAAACAACAACUUUCAUCAUUUGAAUAGUUUGAAAAUGUAUUUGGAAUAGGUUUAACUUAAUGUUUAAGUUCCCUGUUUAAGAAAUAGUAGAAAACAUACGAGUCUUCUCAUUUCAUGGGAAUAUCCUGAGUCUGCAAUCACAGCUUCAAUUUUUGAAUUGCAGAAUAAUUAGAUGCAUUACCUAGUGUAUAUAUAUAUAUAUAUAUAUAUAUAUAUAUAUAUAUAUAUAUAUAUAUAUAUAUAUAUAUAUAUAUAUAUAUAUAUAUAUAUAUAUAUAUAUAUAUAUAUAUACUGAGACAACCGAGUCGAUCGCCAAAGGUGCGAGCCUCUAGAGGAGUCUGGGGGCAUUCCCCCCAAAAAUGUUGGACUUCUUGAAGCUCGGAUAAGCUAUUUCUAGCAUUUUAAGGAGUGUUUCAACAAGAAAUUAACCUUAUAAACAAACAGUGACACAAUUACUGCAAUUUCACAGUCUCCUAAAUGUAAUCCAGUCCCAAUAAGGCAACAUGAUGUGAUGAUGCGGUAAUAUGAAAAUGCGCAUGGUAUAGUAUUAUCAUUCGCCACACUUCAAAUUCUACAGUACUGUAUUACAUGUGUAUAUAUAUAUUUAUAUAUAUAUACUUACUCCCAAUGUCGUAGCUAAGAAAAUAAAGAAGGGGGGGAGGGGGGUGUAGUACCGCAUUUGCCGACAUUUCAGUCGCUACUUAAUAUUUUCCCCAAACAAAAAAAUUGUUGGCCAAAAAAUUGUUGGCCCAUAUAACUAUUACAUUUUAUUCCGAGCCACUAAAAUAUUUUCGCUGACUACGAAAACAAUUUGCCGUUAGAUCCGAAAACAUUUGUCGAGUCUAGCAGACAUCUUCCGAGUCCGUGAUUAAUGGGGGUGUUAUACCCCCUCCCUGCUUACUCCAUCAUUUAUUGACCGUGUUUUUUUCUUACUUAUUCUUUUUAGAUUUCAAUGAUUUUUGCUUGGAAGAUAAUGACAGUGGGUAUACUUGGGAAAAGACACCAGUUGGUUCUUCGGUGAUUAAGCAAUGCCUUGAUGGGAAAAUAGGUGAAGUUUAUUUAACUGUUUGUGUUCUCCUCUUUAGAUUGAACUAUAAUAAACUACCUUUAUCGCUUCCUUUAUUUGACACUAUAUCUGGGGGAUAUCCUGUCACGAUGAGAGUCUGUUUUCUGUACAUGCGCUUUACGCAAUAAACGAGUCAGACACCACUUGCAAUAAUUAUGGCAAUGUGCGUAUUGCAUAACGCACAUGCCGGUUUAUUAAUUUUGUAAUCAAUGACAUAAUUAUAAUUAUUGGGGGUAAUACAAACACGUGUUUCGCCGGGAUAUCCAAACACGAGAAAAGAAUGUAUGAAACACAAGCGCGAGUGUUUUCAUACAAUGUUUUCUCGUGUUUGGAUAUCCCAGUGAGACACGAGCUCGAGUUUUUUAUAUGGCUUCUCAAAUGAAUCGAGACGUAACAGAAUAUUUUCGUUUGCUGAUUUCAAUAGAAUUCUUAACCAAGCAUAACGUAAUUAGGAAUUCUAUUCAAGGAAUUUUGCAUGCGUAAUAAAGAUAUUUGAUGAAAACACUAGUGACUUUCAUCAAGUUUCACCGGGUUAUUCAAAUGGCAUCUUGUGAUCAAAUAGGUGAUUAUCAUUGGCUGAAUUGCUCACGAAUUAUUAAUGAAUUUGAGAAUCAUCUUUUUAAACUAGCUUUUAACAUUUAUUUUAUAUUAAAGUUUACAUUUCAACAUUUUAUUACACUUUUAAAUGAUGCUUACCAUUUUGAACAUUCGUUAUAUUGUAAUACAGCGCGUUUUUGAUCAUUGUAUGUAUAAAAAGCGCUUUAUAAAUUAUUAAAUAAUUAUUAUUAUAAGUAGAAUAGUCUUGCGUUCAGAAAAACGGGGAGGAGGGUGGGGAAAAACUUGACUUUAAAAUACAGACGACUUUGCGCUACCAAAGCGAAGAGCAGAAUGAACCAGAUGCGCAUUCUGCUAUAGAUAUGUAUCACCUCUCCCUUCCGUUUUCCUGCACGCAUUACAUUCAUGUGAUCAGAAAAUUACGGCGAAUAUACCCAUGUGUCCCAUGUCAAGUUUGUCUAUUUAUAUAUCCUAAGCUCAGGAAGCAAUAAAAUCUUUAUUGGCAUACCAAUAAUUCCUUUAUUUCCAAUGGAUAUCUCUGUCAGUUUAAAAAUUUCCCCCAGAGUUCUAACUUAAACUAAAGUAAUUUUUUCUGGAUACUUUAAACUGUUCUUCUUAGAGGAAACUGGAGUACCCUUGGUAACGUCUAACCAGUGCAGGGCCGUAGCUAGACGCGAUAAUGGCGAGGGGGGUAUAUUCAUAUAUAUUCAGGUUCACAUACCGUAAAAACAAUCGCUUUCAAAAGAAAUCCGUCGGGCAGAACACGAAUAUAUGAAUAUGCACUCCCAAUUAUCGGUGUAGCUAAGGCCCUGAACCAGUGGUUUUCUUGUAAAUAAGAUAAAAUAAUAGCAGGAAUCUAACUGCAUAUUGCAGGAAUCUAACCUCGCUCACAGAGAUGAAAACACAUGAACUAACGACUGAUUAACCACUGAUAUAAAAUUCAUUUACAGGAACUGUGACUCGAGUUUGUAACAGUAAUGACGGUCAGCCUAUCUGGGGUGAUGUGAAUCUCUCCAACUGUAGAAGCCCUGCUGUUAUCAAUCUUGUUGAUAAGGUGAUUGUCAAACUUGUCAUUGUAAUUCAUCUAACUGUUCCUUCAAUUAAACUUAUAUAAACUAAUCUAUAUCGUGGUUUUUGUCUGAACUACAUGAAGAAGAUUGAAAACAACUUUAUCUUUUUACAGGUCUCUGGACUAGACGAAGGGUUUGAAUCAGGGAAUAUCAGCAACAUUUUGGGCGAAACUGAAAAAGUUUCAGAAGACGAUAAACUUUAUGAAAAAGAUGUUGAAGACAUUGUGUACGUUUUGGAGAAGACAAAGCAGAGAACGAAAACACAAAAUGAUCGUCAAAAUUUUAUUCGUUCAUCAAGUAAUAUAGUGAGUCAAAAGAGAAAGAAUGUAUGGAAAAAUAUACAGGUAAGAUAACAUUCAGCUAUUUUAUUAACCAAAAUACCAUACCCUGAUGAAAAACUCGUAAGGUGAUUCAGGCAUCCCUUAUUAAAGUUUAUAAUUAUAAUAAUAUACAUGAAAAAAUCUCUUAAUUCUGAUUGGCUAAGAGCAGAGCAGUCAAUCGAAAUACAGUGCCAAAAAAUGAAAUACGGUGCAAAUUUUAUUGACUAUAAGAUACAGCAAUUUCUAGCAGAAAAUAAUACAAAAAAACCCAAACAUUUUGUUAAUUAUUAUUGUUUGGAAAGAAUUGUUUUACUAUUUAUUAUUAAAUCAACAUAAAGUAUAUAUCAGUUUCAUGGCCUGAUUAAAUGUCAGAUGAUAAGUAGGAUUCAGUAUCGGUGGAACUUUCGGAGUACAAAUCUGAUACAUCUGAAUUGUCAAUGACAAUGCUAGCAGCUCACACCAUUAGAACCUAUUGAUGAUUGAAGGGGGGGGGGAGGGGGGGGUAUGAAAAUUUUCAUUUACAUUGAAGGGGGCUACGAAAAUUUUUCCAUAGGUUUUUGGGAGUAUUAAUGAGUUUUUUACUGUCAACUUAUUAUAUGGUGACUCAAUGAUAACUGUGUUUGUUUUCUAGUCUAGAAAUAAUUUAGCGAAGCAGAUUAUAAGUGGCGCAGAUCUCAAUGCGAGGAACUACAUCUCGCAAAGUGCAGAAAUAGGAAAAGUUGUCUCAUUGAGUACACCCAACAUAAACGUGCGUGGAAUACGUCUACCAACAGUAAAACCUACCAAUCCUGAAGACAUCAGCUUGCUGGGCACAGGAGGACAGGGUGUGAUUAUCCCUGAUGUUGUGACCAAUCAAAUCGACCUAGCAACCGUAGUGCAGUACAGUUCAAUCAAGGAUAUUUUAUCUGAAGAAGAGUUGAAAGAAUCCGUCGAUAAUACUAUAGGAUCAACUGAAUCAUUGACAAUCAGAAGUACUAUUGUAUCUUUCACAAUCGAACCACAGCCUCAGAAUAAGUCAAUAUCUAAACCUUUCAAGAUUGUACUUCAGAACAACCAGGUAGGGAGUGCGUGUGGUUUGCUGGAUGAAUAGGUGAGGAAAUGAAUGCGCUCCAGACUAAUUUUGUUUAUUCUGGAUAGCUCUAUCUAUCUGAACUGUUAUCCCUAGAAGUUAAAGGGAUUUCCCUUAUUAGCAUACACUCUAUCAUGGACCAUUACAAAUCCAGUAUUCUGAUUGGCUAUAAAUAGACAACCAGAAAUCAAAUCCUGGGCGCAAAGAUGAAGAGUAUAUGUGGUAACGCUGUGCCAUCAACCACAUGAAACACUUCAUUACACUCAUACCUUAGGCAUAUAUUAUUAAACACUUCAUAACACUCAUACCUUAGGUAUAUAUUAAACACUUCAUAAUACCCGUGCCUUAGGUAUGUAUCAAUAUACACUCAUGUAUUUUUCUUAGACUGGUUAUGAAGAUCCGAGACGAACGUGUGCGUUUAUUGAACCUGACCUAAAUGGCAGUAAAUGGAGCAGUAAAGGAUGUACAUUGAAUGAAGCUGAAUCGAAUGUGGAAAAUGUUGCCUGUGAUUGUGAUCAUAACACAGCUUUUGCUAUCAUGAUGGAUGUUGCGGAUGUGCAGGUAAGAUGAAUAAAUUACUUGUUCAGGCUAUCAUGGGGAGCAAUGGUAGAAUACAAGGAGUACUAGUUAGCAUACUGCCACUUAUACCUCUGAGUUAAGCCUGCUAUUGUAGGUUGAGAGACUAAUUGCAAAUACUUGCAAAUAUAAAUGCUGCCAGGGGCGUCGCUAGCCCUGUUUCAAUGAAGGGGGGAGGAGGUGUAAGUGUAAUUUUGCUGACUCAUCUCAACCACUAAUUAAUAUUUCUUUUCCCAAAAUUGUUGGCGAACCGGGGGGGACAAAAAUGUUUUCUUAGUUUUUAAUCAGUGCAACAUAUAUUUUAGUUUUUUAUCCCUUCCUAUCCAAUUCAAGUUUUGCCAACUGCGAACACAAUUUCCCGACUGGGAUUCAUAAUUCGCGGAAUGCCUGACGACGCGCCUGAGUGCUGCUUCGAAAUGAGUCGAUCAGUGAACGAAGCGUUACCUAUUUCAUAUUCAUUCACAUUUUUCAGCUAACUGAGUCUGAACGUAAGUUAUUGGAGAUGAUUUCCACCAUCGGAUGUUCAAUAUCAUUGGUCGGCAUUGUGUUGACAAUUUUCAUGCAAGUUUGUUUCUGGAAACAAUUGAAGUCACCUCGUACUAAGGUUUUACUCAAUCUGUGUGUUGCCAUUGGAUUUACGGAUAUCUUUGCCAUCCUAGAGGGUGUUGCGAGAGAUAGCCCAGUAAGUUUCCUUUGCUAAAAAUUUUAUCUUUUUUUUACCACGGGAUGUUGGUCGUCUAGUGGCUAGUGAAUCAGUGCAUGCGUCAUUCUGUGACCAGGCUUCAAUUCCUGCAUUAUGCCACAGGAUAAAUUUGACCAGAUGUGUAACUUCAUAGGACUUCGUGUCCUCAAAUUUACCUAGAUGUACACGACAUGCAUGCUCACGCCGUGACACUUGCUAGCAAAAUGGCGUCCAGUAAAACACAAACGUUUGCACUUUGUUGCGGCCCUGUUGAAAGCAAUGACGUAUGACCAAAUGACAAACCACGCGAGCGACACUUGCUAGGAAGAUAAGGACAACUUUUUUCCUGAAGUUACACAUCCAAGUGUUCAAAAGCCUGUUAGCUUAAACCCUAGGUUAACCUAAAAUUCAAAGUAAACUUCCCAACAGCUUAUUUAUAAACUUAGAAACAUUUCUUCGGAAAUCUUGUCUGGACCAAUUUUUUUCCAAUUUCAAAAAAACUGAUGGUUUUAUAUGGUCGGAACGUUGUGAGGAAGUAGAGCGCUGGGGGGUCAAAGUAUUUAUUAUCUACAGUAUAUUUAACGUUGUAAAUUUAUAAUUAACGUUGUAAAUUAUGAUAGACUCUUAAUUUGUAUAUAGGUGGCAGAAUAAAGGUGUGGUUGGGUGGGGCCAGACAAACUCGAUUCUGGGUGGCGGAGCUACAGGUAGGGGUGUCCCCCCAAAUUUUGAAUUUAGAGGCUUGUAGGUUCUGGCAAAGAUUUGUCUCACCCAACCACCCACAAAAACUGUUUCAAAACAUGUAACUGGGAAUCAUGAAUACUCAAUAUAUAAUAACCUUAGGCAGCAAAGAAUAUUAGGUUCUCCCACUCUAAUCUCUUUUGGAUAGCUUCGCUCACACCAAUUUUACCUCCUGUUCCAUUACCCCCAGCACGUAUGUGAUUUGUGAGGAAAAUAUGAGGAUCUGGUGGUCCUCUUCCAGAAAACAUUUAGAUUUUUGAUGCUCAGUGACAGCAUUUCUGGCAUCUGGAGCAUCCACAAGGAAAACGGGUAAAUGAGAAGACUGUUUUGAGGUUAUAUUUUUGUUAAUUUGGUGACUGCACAUUUGAGUUUUAAGAACUGCACAAAUGGGUUUAGAACUGCACAUUUUGUGUAGAACUGCACGUUAAAAUAAACCCUACCUUUAUUUGUGUGCAUGCAUGGGCGCAGGGCGGCAAUAUUUGUUAUAAUUUUGCUGGCUGGAUAUUUGAUUACUUGUAGCCAACAGAGUUGGACAAAUUGAUUGGAGCAAUUUUAUUCCUUACAUGCGACGCUAAAGACUAAACCACAUCACAAUUUGCCAAUUAUUUAGGAUCGAAGGCUUUCUUUUUGACUAUUUUUCUAAAGGACAACAAUUGAGAUAUUACUUUCGUAACUGUGUUUAUCCCAACCCACCCUGUCAACUUUCCCUAUGGGAGGGGUGCUCGGAGAAAAUCACGUCUUUCGGCAGAGCGUUGAUCAUGACUACGUCUUCACAUGAGUCCGUAGCGAGAAUCGAACCCACGAUCUCAGAGGUGAGAAGCGCUUGCUCUUUUCACAUGAGUCUGUAGCGAGAAUUGAACCCAUGAUCUCAGAGGUGAGAAGCGCUUGCUCUUUUCACAUGAGUUCGUAGCGAGAAUUGAACCCAUGAUCUCAGAGGUGAGAAGCGCUUGCUCUUUUCAGGCCAAGUAAGUAACAUGAGCGUAAUACUAGAUGAUGUUUAUUUAGGAGUCAACUAAAUAAACAGAAAAUUAUUAUAGAAAGUUAUUUUAAUGACAGGCAAUUCAAUAAAACCGACAAUAUAUAUGUCUGAUUUAUUUUUAACAGAAUUUCUGUAAAGCAGUUGCGGCUCUGCUGCAUUUCUUUGUGUUGUCAGCGUUUGGAUGGAUGUUGUGUGAGGGAAUAUUACUAUACAUCUUACUCAUCAAAAUAUUUGAUGGCGUGCGUAACAAACAUUGGAAGAUAUUUAAUUUCAUUGGCUGGGGUAAGUAGUCUGUUGUUCCCCUCAUGGACAAUUUUUUCACUAUUUCAAUAUAGUAAUCCCCAGUCAUCAGGUAGUCUACAAAAUAUUGAAACUCAGUCGGCAAAACAUGGAUUGGGAUAGGAAGGAAAAAUAAAAUAGUUGAGUGACAACGAUUAAAAACUUUUUUGAUGUUGCGCUCUCCCUCUCCCCGCUCGCCAACAAUUUUGGAAAAAGAAAUAUUAAUUAGUGGUUGUAAUGACUCGUCAAAAUUUGCUUUGAUACCUCGUCAAAAUUCACUUACACCCCAUUCAAAGAGGUUUAGCGACCCUCCCCCCGCUGGUAUUGUCAGCCAUUAUUGCGAGGCAGCGACUCUUCGUGGUGGCACUUCUCUGAUUUCAUGAAAAGCGCAUUUCAAUAAGAGUUUAACAACCCAAGUGUUGAUAAGUAGAUAUCUAACAUCUUACAACUCAUAAUACCUGUAUCCCUUACAGGCAUUCCCUUAUUGAUCGUUGUCAUAUCGCUUGGAGCAACUCAGGGUGAAGGAUAUGGCACAGAAUCUUCAUGUUGGCUCAGUGUUGAAAAUAAAUUGAUUUGGGCGUUUGUGGGACCUGCUUUCCUCGUCAUAUUGGUACGUGGCUUAAUUCAUCUUGUUAGUCAGAACAAUGCGUGAUUCUAGCUAUAGACUAAAUGUUGAUCUAGGCAAGAAGAAAGCGUCAUAGAAUGAGUAAAAUUGCAAAGUUCGGUUGGGAAAUGUACGUUGUAAAAUGAAAAAACAUAGCGCUGUGAAGUUCGCAAAUUUUGUAUAUAUUUGUAUUAAGCGCAGUAAAAAUAACCACUUUCGGCUCAAAAAUGGUUAUUUUUCCCGCGCGUAAUGCAAAUAUAUACAAAAUUUGCGAACUUCACAAGGCUAUAUUUUCCUCAUUUAAGCAAGAAACCUACGAUGUGGGACGGUGACGACGACGGCUAUUCGUACAGUGAGAUUCAUAACAUUUAAGAAAAAAAUGAAUAAUUAAUAUCCAACGGGAGUUUGAGACGCCAUCCACAGUCUGUUCACAACGACAAACUACAAACUUUUACGUCUUGGAUAAAACGCCUGCACUUGAAGACGCGAGAAGUGAUACUCAUCAAAUUAGCUCAGUAUACUACAAUAGAAUUUUCUCAACAAUAAAGCCACUAUUUCGAGCUAACCACACAGUAUUAAAUUGAUAGGAUCAAUAAUAGUGUACAGACUUUCUUUACAAUCGUUUACUUGAAUGAUUUUAUUCUGGCCGUUGUGUUGCCGUCCUAUAUCAGGUCUUUACUGAAACAGUAAGGAUGACACUUGCUUCUAUUAUAUCUCUCUGAAGAGAAAGUUAGGUAGAGCCAAAUAUAUACCAAGGUAUCACAGGGUCUAUAUUUCAUUCUUUCAUCUUCCAGGCCAACACUAUCGUGUUUGUGAUGGUCCUACAUAGAAUGAUGAACUCUCACAGAAUCAAACAACAGGACAAUAUUACUAAAGUGAGAACUGGUGUGAAAGCUGCUGUACUAAUCUUCCCAAUCCUUGGUCUGACUUGGGUGUUUGGCUUAAUGACUUUCAACAGAGAAACGUUGUUCUUCCGCUAUGUUUUUGCCGUGCUUAAUUCCGCGCAAGGAAUGCUGAUUUUUCUGUUCCAUUGUGUCCUUAAUAAACAGGUAAGAGUGAGGAUAUCUGCAGCUUGGGUGCCCAGUGUAUUAUAGUAUUUUACAAUAAGCUGCUGUGGUUUGUGUCUGAACUUCCUGAAAAAGAUUAAAAAUACUUCACCAGCAGGUUAAAUCGUUUAUAAAUGUUUUGGAUAAUAGUACAUUUUAUGUCUUCCAGUUGCGAGAUGUUGUCCGUAACAGCACGAUACGAAGAAGUUCAUUGUCAAACAGCUUUGGCAAGAAAUCUGUUCGCCGUCCAAAGAGUAAGAAAACAUUAUCUUCAGUUUUGACAUUUCGUGUUUUAUAUUUUUAUGUUCCAUGUCUUUGGCAGUUCUUCCAUUCUUCUCACGGAUAUUUUUAUUCUCAAAAUAACCAAACGACAUCGUUUGUUUUCUCAGAUUCCACGAGUUCACCAAGCAAGACAGGUGGUUCAGGUAUAAACGAGAGGAUGGUUGAAAAUAAUGCGAGGCUACAGUUAGAGAGCAAAUCUGAAAGUGGUGGUGGAUAUAACAAUCUCAUUGUGUCUGUCGCUGAAGAAGCGACUGAAGAUGAAAAAGUGUUAACUCUUGUCCAAGGUUAGUAAUGUUGGAAAACGUUUUGCUGACAAAAAUAUGCAUAAUUAUUUCGUUGUGGACCUGCUUGCAUGCAUGCGGUAUGUAAUAUUUCACUAAUCCGACUAUGAGGACUGGACUAGAUUUCAAGACCGCGCAAUUUGAUCAAAAUGGGGGGUCUUGAAAUUUAGUUCAGCCGGAAUUGGAGGAUUUGAAAUGACAUUUCAUACGAUUACUUAAAGUGAGGUGAAUAAUUUUGAUCCAGUCCUAGGACUGGAUAAAUAUACUUCACGAGGUAUCCAGUAUUUUGUGAGCAAAAUAGAGCAAUAUGGUUGGCUAAAUUACUCAUGAAUUUUUGUGAGUUUGAGAUCUUUAUGAUUUACACUGGAUAGCUAUAUCAAUUCGAGAUUGAGGGAACUGGAGCAUCUGUGGAAAACCUGCUGUGUUUAGUAAAAUCAAGAAAGAAAUCUUUCAAUUCAUGAAAGGAACGACUCAAGUUUGAUUUGACUAAACACAGCAGGUUUUCUACAGAUACUCCAGUUCCUUCAAGAUGCAACAUGGGAUGGUCCUUUUAACGUUAAUCUGGAAUUGAGGAUUAAUAUUUGUAAAUUGCACGAAUCGAACUCCCAUUUAAAUCUCUUCACGAGAAUAAUUUAAUAUUUGGCUUAAUCUGAAAAUGGAUUUCUAUUUGAUAAUCAAUCCAUAUCUUGUUCAUUACAAGAUCACCUUGUGGCUGCAUGUUUUAAAUAGUUUCAUUGAUUCAUUCUGUGUUUAGCACUACAAAAUAACACGGUAUAGACAUUUUCUUGAGUGUCCGAAUUGCUUGAGUACAGGUACACAGGAAAAACAACAGCUCGAAAUCUAGGCGGACAAUGUAAUCCAUUGUAAAUAUGGAUUGUGCUGUGCAAGCAAGCAAAUGUGACAAGUGCAUAUUGAUAAAGAAAAGAAUAAGUAACAUCCACAUACACUUUGUUCAACAUAGGGAAUGAAGAGACACGCCACAGUUCACCGAAUGCGUCCGUACACAGUGAAAAUUCCCGAGGUCGAGACAACGAUGCAGUUGAGGUGGAUAGUAAGGGUUACCACAGUGGAGAGUCAGAGAAUUCGUCUUCUGCAGACAGACACUCGAACAACGAAAACGCUCACUUAACUGUAUAAUGUUAUUGUACUGUAUAAUGUUACUGUACACACUCUAUGUUACUGUACCGUGUACCGUAUAAUGUUACUGUACUGUUUACCGUAUAUUGUUACUGUACUGCAUAAUGUUAUUGUACUGUACUGUAUGGUGUUACUGUACUGUAUAAUGUUACUUUAAUAGUGUACUGUAUGUUACUGUAUAUUUUUACCAUACUAAUUUUGAAAAAAAAAACUCAUUGAUAAUGCAUGAGGAAAAGCAAAAAAAAUCACGACCGUGUCGGUGGUUUUAUAUGUGAUAAAAAAUCAUGUUCAUUUACAAAAACUAUAGUUUUAAUUUUCUAGGCUUAGACAACGUUUAAUUUUCAAAUUACUUAAUAUCUGACAAUGCAAUGCAGUGCAUGUGCAUGUGCUGGGACGGGGAGGAAUGAAAGGUCGGGCAUUUUCAGGCUUAGUUGGGAAAAUGUCAUCUGCACCGGUACACCUAUGUUCAAAUCGAAUGGAGAGUUAGCGAGUAGUAAGUCUUACUCUCAAGGAUAAACAGUGUACUUAUCGUUAUCACAUAAAAUAAUAUUAACAUUGCAGCAUUCUGUUUUAAUUUUCUUAAAAUAGCUAACAUGCAUGAAAAGAAUGUACAUGAUACAAGUCUGCUACAGCAAUGACUUGCAAUGAUAAUACCCUUAUACCCAUAUUACUGUAAUUGUAUAUAUAAACAAUCUUCCAAUUGAUAUAAAAAUCUUACUAUAAAGUACAUAUAAAAGGAAUGCCACGUUUAAGUGAAACAAACAUAUGGUUUGCUAAAAACCAACUUGAAAUAUGUCGAGAAUAUUCUAAAGAAAUAUCAGUAACUACUUUGUUUGAUUGUUUCUAGUUUCAACGCUACACUUCAGUAAUAUUGUUUUUAACCUUAAUUGAAUGACAAAUAUAAUCACUUCAGUC